Molecule: messenger RNA, 5618 nt
Organism: Lutzomyia longipalpis
Lineage: Eukaryota; Metazoa; Arthropoda; Insecta; Diptera; Psychodidae
Gene: bel
Product: ATP-dependent RNA helicase bel
Exons: 5
Coding region: 73-2424 (783 amino acids)
Biological process (GO): cell differentiation; gamete generation
Cellular component (GO): P granule; nucleus
Molecular function (GO): RNA helicase activity; RNA binding; ATP binding
Source: RefSeq, a predicted model, not a curated record
UAGUACAAUCGUGUGGAACUUUCAGUUUAAAGAAGUUCACAACACAACGAACUGAUUGGAAGUGAUUUUAAUAUGAGUAUUUCGAUUAACCAAAAUGGAUCAGGUCUAGAACAGCAGAUUGCUGCUCUGGACUUGCAGGAAAGUCGGGGAUCUUCGGGACCGAAGCCUGACAUCUAUGUAAUUCCUCAUUUACGCGAGAAGAAUUCUAAUACUAGUUCUGCUGACUACGAUAGAGGUUACGAGCAACGUGAUCGAUACGAUAGAGGUGAUCGUGACUAUCGCGGUGGUGGUCCAGAUUCAAGGGAUUAUCGCAACGAUUCACGGGAUUACAAAAAUUCUGGCGGUGGAAAUCGCCGCAUUGGUGGUAAUCGCGGUGAUCGCGAUCGGGAUUUCUCGAAUUUUAAGCGUCGCAGCGACUUUCAACCUCAGGAUAAUUUUCAGAACGGUGGCCCCAAGUACUACGAUCGCCGCGGCGAUGAUUGGGGACGCAGCGGACGUGGCGGCGGCGGCGGUGGCGGCAACGGCGGUGGACCGCGUGAGCCGAUUAGAGGGAACAAUCGCUGGCCAGAUGCACCAGCACGUGAGGGUCCAGCACCAGGAUACGGUGGUAAAUGGCGCGGGGGUGACUCUGGACGCCCCAGCCAUGAAGUUGAUUGCACCAUUCCCCUGCCAAAGGAUGAGCUUCUCGAACAGGAGUUGUUCGGUACGGCAAACACCGGUAUUAACUUUAACAAAUACGAAGACAUACCCGUGGAGGCGACGGGAAGCCAUGUGCCACCACAUAUCACAUCUUUUGAUGACAUCAAGCUGACAGAGAUCAUAAGUAAUAGUAUAAGUUUGGCACGCUAUGACAAACCAACUCCGGUGCAGAAAUAUGCCAUUCCCAUUAUACUGGCUGGACGUGAUUUGAUGGCAUGUGCCCAAACAGGUUCGGGCAAGACGGCGGCAUUCCUCGUGCCGAUCCUAAAUCAAAUGUACGAACGUGGUCUGGGAACACCGCCAAGUAGUGGCAAUCGUUCGUACUAUCGUCGUAAGCACUACCCAUUGGGGCUUGUUUUGGCACCCACUCGUGAGUUGGCUACACAGAUUUUUGAAGAAGCCAAAAAGUUCUCAUAUCGCGCCCGAAUGCGCCCCGCUGUCCUCUAUGGUGGUAACAAUACCAUUGAGCAAAUGCAGGAAUUGGAUCGUGGAUGCCAUUUAAUUGUGGCCACACCGGGACGUUUGGAGGACAUGAUAACACGUGGUAAAGUGGGAUUGGACAAUAUCCGAUUCCUCGUCCUAGAUGAGGCUGAUCGUAUGCUAGAUAUGGGCUUUGAGCCACAAAUUCGUCGUAUUGUUGAGCAAAGUAAUAUGCCACCGACUGGGGAGCGUCAAACAUUGAUGUUCUCCGCAACAUUUCCCAAGGCAAUUCAGGAAUUGGCCAGUGAUUUCCUUCACAAUUACAUUUUCCUCGCUGUGGGACGUGUUGGGUCAACAUCUGAGAAUAUAACACAGUCAAUUCUGUGGGUAAAUGAGUCCGACAAGAGAUCCUAUCUGCUGGAUUUGCUCAAUUCAUUUAAGGAUGGCAAUCCGGAUUAUACGAAAGAUAGUCUCACACUUAUUUUUGUUGAGACGAAAAAGGGUGCUGAUGCCCUUGAGGAUUUUCUACAUCGCUAUGAACAUCCAGUGACAAGUAUCCAUGGUGAUCGUACACAGCGUGAACGUGAGGAUGCUCUCAGGUAUUUCCGUUCCGGCGUCUGCCCAAUUCUCGUGGCCACAGCUGUGGCGGCACGUGGCCUGGACAUUCCGCAUGUGAAGCACGUCAUAAACUUUGAUUUGCCAUCCGAUGUUGAGGAGUAUGUCCAUCGUAUUGGUCGUACGGGACGUAUGGGGAACUUGGGGGUGGCAACGAGUUUUUUCAAUGACAAAAAUCGCAACAUCUGCGCUGAUCUUGUGGAAUUAUUGGUGGAGACAAAGCAAGAUGUUCCCGAUUUUCUCGAAGAGAUUCUCACGCAGGAACGUUCAGGUGGACGUCGCGGUGGCGGCGGUGGUGGCGGUGGCAGCCGUGGACGCUACGGUGGCGGUGGGAAUUCCUUCUCAUCGCGUGAUUUCCGUACUCAAUCUUCGGGCAAUCGUGGACAAUCGAAUAGAAACCCUGGAGGUUCCCGUGGCGGCCCAGGUGGUGGCUACGGUAAGGGUCUGUUUUCGUUUUCUUUCUUUUAUUUAUUUUAUACACAAUACUGCCCUUCUUACAGGCAGAUUAUUCAUUCUUUGCUAAUUUUUAUAAACAUCUUCUCUACACAGGAUCCUACUAUGGGAACGGUGGCGCUGGAAAUUACGGUGGAAGUUAUGGGAAUUCGUACUCCAACAAUUCUGGCCCAGACUGGUGGGGAGAUUAAAUUACAUAUUUUGCAUUACAAAGCAAAAUGGACGGAAAAAAAAUAAAUUAAAGGGGGAGACUUAGGAAACAAAAAAAAUUACAAAAUGAAUUGCAACAGAAGAAAAAAAAAAAGAAACAAUCUCUUUAUUUACUCCUCCCUCCUACAUACUACACUAUACUUUUUAAUAAAUAAAUAAUAUACAAGAUUUACUUUCAUGUGAAUAAAAUACAAAAUUUAGGAGGAAAAAAAUAUUGUAAAAAACUUUAAUUGCAAAAGAAAAAAAAUUCAAUAAAAAACAACAUAAAAGAAAACCAAUUGCAUCUCUCCCUCUUAAACCCCUCAAUUUAUUCUCAAAUCUUUACUACACUAAUUUAUUUCAAAAAGAAUAUAUUGAUAAAUAAAUAAAUGAAAAAAAAGUAUAAAUGAAACUAAGAAAAAUAUAAAAUAUGAAGAAAAUAGAUGUAACAAAAAAUAGGAACACAUAGUUAAAAAAAAAAUAAAUUUAACGAUGGAAAAUGAGAUAAAAUGGUAUAUAAAAAAUAACUGUUAAAAAAAUAAUUUUCCCUAUAUAGAAAACUAUUGAAAGGAAUAAAAAAUGAGGAGAAAGAAUUAUUAUAUUAUAAACGGAAAUUGAAGAAGAAAAAAAAUAAUGUAAUAACAUUUAAAAAUUUUGUUGGUGUGUACAAUUUUUCGAAUUUAUUGUGUACAAUGAGAGAUGUUCAUGAGACAAAGAAAACCAUUGAACAAUUUUCUUUAGGAGUUGGGGGAGGGUAGGUCGGAUAAUUUGUGAAAUUAUAACGACUCAACCCAGCACUUUGUUUAGAAAAAAAAAAGAACAAUUUCCGUAUUUAUUUUUGAGUAUGAUAUAUUUUCAUUUAAUUAUGCUGUCCCAAUUAAAUAAAAAAAAGAAUAUAAUAGACAUUAUUAUGCAAAAUAUAGAGAAAAAAAUGAAGCAUAAGAUCCACAGCAAGCGUGCAAAAGAUUUUUACGCAUAAAAAUUCAAUGCAAUUCUUAUUUUUUGGCCGGAUGCAGAAAUGCUAAAUUUUUGUUUUAAAUUAAUAAAAGAAAAUCUAAUAACUUUUGUACCGAAUUCGUUGCAGUUGCAGCCGUUUUAUUGAUGAUGAUGAUUAUAAGAAACAAUCCACAUUUAUGAGGAGAAAAAAAAACCCAAAAGAACAAGAAGAGAAAAAAGGAUACAUACAGAAAUUACGCAAAAGAGUUCCUAAAUAAGAAAAAAAAAUAUUCCGUCUAAUGAGCGGAAUAUUGGAAACAAAAUAAAAGAAAUCUAAAUGGGACUUGUACUUUUCUCAAAUUCACAGGAGAACAACAAAAAAAUGAAGAAUACAAAUAAAAAAAAUGGAUUAAUUAAGAUUAAAAAAAAAGAAAUCUAUAAUAUGCAAACGACUGUGAUAAGUGCGAUCUAUUUUUAGGAGAAAACAAGAUAAGAACAUUUUCUUCCGUGUGCAAAAAAAAUGGCAAAUUUUGAAGGAUUACAAAAGGAAUGGCAAAAAGGAAAAAGUUUUGAAAAAAAUGGCUUAGGACACACACAGAGACAGAAUAGAACAAGAAUUUGGUAUGGGAAUUCUUCCAGCGAUUUUCUCUUUCAGUACAAAAUCCAUCGAACUUUACUUUCACGUUCUCUUUUUUAUUUUUUUGUUUGUCAAAUAAGUUAAUAAUGUUUAAUUAAUUAAAAGAAGAUGAAAAAAAAUAUCAAUACGUAUAUAUUUUAUUAUUAUUAUUAUAUAUGUGAAAAAUCGUUAAAUAUUUUAACAAUAUAAUAAUGUAAUAAAGAGAUUUGCGUGCCGCGUGAAAAGCUGUGACUGCAACUUGUAGAAACAAAAGGGAGAAAAAAUAUUAAUUUUAAUGAAUAAAAUGAAGUUGUAAUAGGAAGGAAAGAAAAAAAAAGCAAAUGAGGAUAACAAAAGAAUCCUAAUGAAUGAUUGAUUGAGCUUUUUUUUGAAGGAUUUACUUUAAUGACACAUUUAAUGAUUAUUUCAAACUAUAAAAGAAAGUAUAAAUAAUAUAACAAUUUAUUUACUUUUUGUCUUUUAGGGAUGGCAGAUUCUUUUUGCUAUUUUAUUAUUGUCAUAAUAAUCACACCCUUACUAAAAUAAUGUAUAAUGUAGUUUUUUCACGUUUUUUUCUUAUGCAUUUAGUAAGAAAAAAAUUUCAUAAUACACACCCAUGCUAAGCUAAAUAAUAUUGUAAUAAUAAAGUGGCAUAAAAAAUAUUUUAUUUAUUUUCCAGCAAAUUCCAUAAUGUGAUCUUCCCGAAACCUAAAGGAGGUUAUUCGUUUCAAUAUGGGGAAAAUCAUUUAUUCGAAGAAUCAAUCAGGAUACACGAAAUUUUGAUGAGGAUAAAAAAAGAGCCAAAAAUCACAAAAAGUCUUAAAAACGCAAUCAAUGACGUCACUAUUAUGUUUCUGUCGUUGCAUGAAACAUUCUUGCUGAUGUUUCAUUCAGAAGCUUGGCAUGGUUUUGCUUUGAUCAUACUCAUGAGUGUAAACUAAUUUUCCGUUUGGAAAUGAUUUUUUUUUGUGAAUCUCUACAUUCUCUUUGUGGUCUGAGAAACAAAAACAUCAUUCAUGUAUGAAACAUCAACGCGAAUAUUUCACGCAUUGAAAAUAGGAUGAUGUCCAACUCCAAAAAAUCGUUUGAUUUGAGUUAAUUUCAAGCAGAGAAGAGGAUUUAUUUACAAAAUUUCAAUCGAAUAAAAAGAACAAUAAUGACGUCAUUACGUGAAUUUUUUGGAAUAUUCCUGGCAAGUUUUUCUCACGAGAAAAUAGAAAACCUUUUUGGAGAUUUCUUAUUCUUCUUUGGUCUUUUACAAAAUUACUCGUAUUCCGAAUGUUUUCUCGAAUGAAUGAAUUUCCCACGUAGAAAUGAAUAAACUCCUUUGAAUCUAAAAAUAAAAUCAAUUUUCUUGAAGAAAAAGUCUAAAAUUCUGCAGCAAAAAAAGCUCCAUUUUGCUACCAUAUUUUAGCAUGGGAGUGUAAUAUUUAUUAAUUCCCACUGCAAUUAAACAAGAAAAGAAGAACUUUACACCGAAGAGAAUUAAAUAUAAAUAAAAAUUAAUCUUUUGUCCAUUGAGAGUUUAUUUCACAACUUAUUUUUUUUUCUUUAAACCUCAUGACACAAAAUCUAUUAAUUAUUUAUACUGUAAUAAAAGAAAUUAAUUCACAAAGUGUAAUGAAUAUAAGAAAAAAAGGAAAAAAAAACUUAGAAAUUGUGGUAGAAUUAAAAGUGAAAAAAGCUUAAA